AUGAAAACAAACUUAAAUUAUACAAUUCAAAAAUUUUCUAUCCACGAAUACGAGAAUGGUAUAUCGUUAAACUCUGAUGAAACAAAUUCAGACACGGCAAAUAUCUCCACUUUCCGUCUUUACAUCUAUCAAAAUGAAAUAAAUCAGAUUGAAUUAGUCAAUACAACACCAACAUUUCAUCAUGUCUCAUUUACUGUUCCAGAAUUGGUUUAUCCAAUGUGGAGACCAACUCUAUCAUUAAAAAGGCUUCUUCAUGAGUUUGAAACAAAAAUAUUACUUGAUCAUCCCUACAUUCCCUCAUUUCCUAACAUGACUCUUUAUCUUCGACAAUUUGCUAGUAAACCCACUAAAAUAGCUAUAUAUAAUAGUUGCAAAAAUCUUAAAACCAGAAAAUUUCCUCCCAUUCUAUCUGCAAGACGAUCACAAGAAAAUACUGACACCACUACAUCUAUAAAUAACUCCAAUAUCCCCGACAUCGUAAUUCCUAAUAAUGCAUUUCCUUUCGAAACACACGAUGAAGAUCAAAGAUACAAUAGACUUAUGGUCAGCUGUAGAUUGUUAAAACAAAAACACGUAUCGCGAAAACAUUAUCCAACAAGAGCAGAAUUAAUAGGCGAACCUUUCUUUUUUCAACAUCUUAUAAUGAAAAUUCCCUGCUACUCAGAAGAAGAACUCAUUGGGACCUACUCAAGCUACUUCAAAAAAUUCAAAUCCUUAUUUCCCAACGAAUAUGAACAAGAAAUUAAUAAGCUAACUAACACCACUGUAACUCAAGAGCUUCGAAACUCAAAUGCCUAUAAAGAGAUCAUAAAAAAAAUAUUGACUAAUCUAAAUAAUACAGAAAUCUAUGACCUAAUCCUUAAACAAUUAAUUAUGUUAGAGUGCAAGACUCCUUCUAUUGACCCACAUCAAACAUUAUUGCUAAACGAAGACCAAUAUCCGAUUUAUGAUAUUCUCUGCAAUUCAUGA
Messenger RNA from Cetraspora pellucida, 969 nucleotides. Lineage: Eukaryota; Fungi; Glomeromycota; Glomeromycetes; Diversisporales; Gigasporaceae. The record is from the annotation of a GenBank genome assembly.